Messenger RNA from Gadus chalcogrammus (walleye pollock), 798 nucleotides. RefSeq names its product complement component 1, q subcomponent-like 3a (gene c1ql3a). The record is from RefSeq and is a predicted model, not a curated record. Gene Ontology annotation, molecular function: protein binding. Bases 25 to 798 code for a protein of 257 amino acids. The transcript is spliced from 2 exons. NCBI's taxonomy places the organism in Eukaryota, Metazoa, Chordata, Actinopteri, Gadiformes, Gadidae.
GCGGCGGGGGUGCUGGGGGUGGUCAUGGUGCUGCUACUGGUCAUUCUCAUCCCGGUUCUGGUUAAUUCCGCGGGAACCUCGUCGCACCUUGAGAUGUUCGGCCCGUGCCGAUGGGUAUGCCCUUACGGCACCAAUUCGCCCACGAGCACCGCCAGGGCGGACACCCUGCGCGAUAACAGCUUUGCGGAGUCCGCACCCACGUUCAUCCAAGGUCCGAAGGGGGAACCAGGGAGUCCAGGGAAGACGGGUCCGAGGGGUCCCCCGGGUGAGAAAGGACCACCCGGUCACCCCGGGCCGCCGGGGGAUAAGGGAGAACCGGGACGGCCCGGUCUACCGGGACCGGCAGGACCGAACACCGGUGCUGAUGCCGGUGCCAUCAGCGCCGCCACCUACAGCACCGUGCCCAAGAUCGCCUUUUACGCGGGUCUUAAAAAGCAGCACGAGGGAUACGAGGUGCUGAAGUUUGACGACGUGGUGACGAAUUUGGGGAACCACUACGACCCCACGACCGGGAAGUUCACCUGCUCGAUCCCGGGGAUUUAUUUCUUCACCUACCACGUCCUGAUGCGCGGCGGCGACGGCACGAGCAUGUGGGCAGACCUGUGUAAGAACAUCCAGGUACGGGCGAGCGCCAUCGCCCAGGACGCCGACCAGAACUACGACUACGCCAGCAACAGCGUGGUGCUUCACCUGGUGCCGGGCGACGAGGUCUACAUCAAGCUGGACGGGGGCAAGGCCCACGGGGGGAACAACAACAAGUACAGCACCUUCUCCGGAUUCAUCCUCUACGCCGAUUAG